AUGGCCGCCCACGACGCCUCCUUCCACCCCCGCGAUGCCCUCGCAAACACCAUGAGCACCAUGAUCCAGACAACCGCCGUCGGCGCCGUUGUGGCCGGAGUCCAGAACACUCUUCGCAAGCAGAAUGUCGGCGCCAUGGGUAUCCUCACCCGCUCGGGUGGCAUCAUUGCCCUGUACGCCGGUGUCGGAGCUACCUACCAAUUCACCCUCGACGCGACUAGCAACCUGCGACGCAAGGACGACUGCUACAGCGAGGCCAUUGCUGGUUUCGCCGCUGGAUGUGCUCUGGGUGUUGGCAGGCGAAGUCUUCCCUUUAUGCUCGGUGCCGGAGCCGUAACCUCGACCGCCCUCACCGCGUUCCGAUACACCAACGGCCUCCGAGGCGUCGGGGACAUCAGAGAGCAGGUCGACGACGAUGGCGAGGUUGAGCGCAGGGAGGAGCUGAAGAAGCUGCGCAGGCGGCCACUGUCCGAGACGCUGGAGCAGCUGGGCGAGGGACGAGGAAUCUACGGCCCCGGCUACGAGGAGCGGAGGCGGCAGCGAUUGCUAGAAAAGUACGGCAUUGAUGUCAAGGCAGCCCAGCAGUAG
This is a messenger RNA of Bipolaris zeicola 26-R-13, 588 nucleotides long. RefSeq lists its product as uncharacterized. The transcript is spliced from 4 exons. Bases 1 to 588 code for a protein of 195 amino acids. NCBI's taxonomy places the organism in Eukaryota, Fungi, Ascomycota, Dothideomycetes, Pleosporales, Pleosporaceae. Gene Ontology annotation, biological process: mitochondrial respiratory chain complex I assembly. The record is from RefSeq and is a predicted model, not a curated record.